Molecule: messenger RNA, 2124 nt
Organism: Salvia splendens (bonfire salvia)
Lineage: Eukaryota; Viridiplantae; Streptophyta; Magnoliopsida; Lamiales; Lamiaceae
Product: clathrin coat assembly protein AP180-like
Exons: 1
Coding region: 96-1877 (593 amino acids)
Biological process (GO): clathrin coat assembly; vesicle budding from membrane; clathrin-dependent endocytosis
Cellular component (GO): clathrin-coated pit; clathrin-coated vesicle
Molecular function (GO): phosphatidylinositol-4,5-bisphosphate binding; SNARE binding; clathrin heavy chain binding
Source: RefSeq, a predicted model, not a curated record
GAAAGGAAAAAAUAAAAUCAAGAAUUGACCAUUUCUUUAAAAAUUGAGAGUGGUCAUUGUUGAUGAUGAGAUAUUGAAAAUUCCCACCAUCAACAAUGCCAAGCAAACUUCAAAGAGCAAUUGGUGCAGUCAAGGACCAAACCAGCAUUAACCUAGCCAAGGUUUCAAACACCACUUCCUCUUCCCUUGAAGUUGCUGUGCUCAAGGCCACCACCCACGAUGACGACCCGGUCGAUGAGAAGUUUGUCCGCGAGGUCCUCCUCCUCGUCUCCUCCAACAAGUUCAACGCUGCGGCCUGUGCACGUGCCAUUGGCAAGCGCAUAGGCCGCACGCGGAACUGGAUGGUGGCGCUCAAGUCUUUGAUGCUUGUACUCCGGAUCUUUCAGGACGGCGACCCCUACUUCCCUCGGGAGGUCUUCCACGCCAUGAAACGUGGCGCGAAGAUCCUCAACCUCUCCUCCUUCCGAGACGAGUCGAGCUCGAGCAGCCCGUGGGACUUCACGUCCUUCGUCCGGACCUUCGCCCUCUACCUAGACGAGCGCCUCGAGUGCUUCCUCACCGGCAAGCUCCAACGGAGAAGGCACGUUAACGGGCUGGUCAAGGAGAGCCCGACCUACCAACGUGUCACGACCCGCGGCAGGCGGUCUAGCGAGCCGGUUUUAGAUAUGAAACCGGCAAUGCUCCUCGACCGGAUCACGUAUUGGCAACGACUGCUUGACCGGGCAAUCGCCACCCGGCCAACGGGAGAGGCCCGGAUCAACCGAUUAGUCCAAACGUGCUUAUACGACGUCGUUCAAGAGAGCUUCGAUCUAUACAAAGACAUCUCAGAUGGCCUCUCUCUCAUUCUUGAUAACUUCUUCCAUCUACAAUUCCAAAAUUGUGUCAGUACCUUCCACGCUUGCGCCAAAGCUGCAAAGCAAUUCAAAGAGCUAAACAAUUUCUACACUUUAUGCAAAAGCAUAGGUGUUGGGCGUAGCUCUGAGUAUCCAAGCAUUCAAUCAAUAUCGGAACACCUAAUUGAGGCUUUGCAAGAAUUCUUGAAUGAACAAUCCACUUCUCUAUCAUCCAAUGCAAAGGCCAUUCAAGACAAAGAAACAGAGAGAGGUAAUCAGGGGGAGAGAUCGUUGUCCGAGGUGGGAUCACCGUGCACCUCGCUACAAGACCUAAUCAAUGCCACAGCGACGAAGACGUCCGCGUGCCCAGCUAUCUCCAUCGAUCUCGAGGCCUACGAGGAGCCCCCACAGCGAGACGAGGCGUUCAUGAUGAGCGAGACGUCCUCGAUCAGGUCCCUCCCCGUCUCCUACUCCAUGGUCGACCUCAUCUCGCAGUGGGACGGGUCGGACCUCGAUGACCGAGAACAACAACGACACCACAGAUUCCCACAAUCGUCGCCCUCCGACAAUUGGGAGCUCGUGUUGACCGAGACACUAGCCUCGCCAUCACCACUAUCCUCACCCUCAAUACUGCCAAUGUCUGACAAAAUGCCAACACAUGCUGCAGAGGAGGCGGGCCCCUCUGCGGCCCCUACUGGCAACUUGUCAGACAAUUGGGAGCUUAUUUUAUUCGAGCCGGACCUACCGCCGAGGCAAUCUCAACCGUACCAACAAGUACAGAGCCACCCAAUGCCACCAAACAACUACUACAAUCCAUUCUUAGAUGAUCCAAUUGAAGCACCCAUCCUUCAACAUACGGUUUCAAUGCCUACAUUCCGUGCAAUUCCUCAAUUUCCAAUGCAAUUUCAAAUUCAAAGUCCAUUUUUAGGACAUAAUGAGGUGGAACAUUUUUCAAGGAGUAAUUCAUUGGACCAACAAUUUGUGGCGCGUGAGCAGCAACAAUGGUUGAUGAACCAAAACAAUGUCACAUGCAAGUAUAUCUAACUUGGAUUAUUAGUAUAGUUGGUGGAGGGACGAUCUCCUGACGAGAGACUAUUACGAGUUCGAUUUUUACGGAUGCCAUCUAAUUCUCACUUAGAAUUUUACUUCAAAAAGCAGUUGAGAGGGAAUUCUAUGUAUACUUGAGACUAUUGUUUGCUUUCUUGAUUUUGUUUUAAUUGGUAUUGUUGUAUGUUUGUUUUUGACUUUGUAUUAUUCAAGAAUAGGUUUUGGUGUAAUUUAUGUGUUUAAU